Messenger RNA from Cololabis saira (Pacific saury), 2278 nucleotides. RefSeq lists its product as uncharacterized. Gene Ontology annotation, cellular component: membrane raft. Bases 233 to 1015 code for a protein of 260 amino acids. Gene Ontology annotation, biological process: positive regulation of cytokine production; B cell receptor signaling pathway; regulation of B cell differentiation. The record is from RefSeq and is a predicted model, not a curated record. Gene Ontology annotation, molecular function: transmembrane signaling receptor activity. The transcript is spliced from 6 exons. NCBI's taxonomy places the organism in Eukaryota, Metazoa, Chordata, Actinopteri, Beloniformes, Belonidae.
UUUGUGGCGGCUGUCGUUGGUCGUGAAGGCCGUUCUCGUUUGUGUCUCGGGCCCUUCAGCGUCCCUCCUGAGUCAGCUUCUAGAAACAGUUUUGAGGAAGUGUUUUGUUUCGCAGCUUUACAGGAAAACCCGGUGUUGCACUUUAUCAACGAAGACGAUGUGAGAAGAGACAAAUGGAGAAGCCUCGUAGUCGACAACUUUGAGCAGCUGCUGCAAAGUCUCGGGUCACAUCAUGGGAGCGUUACGCUCGUGUCACCUUUCCUUCAUCCUGACUUGGAUAUCUGUGGUUUUCCUGCCUGCUAUGUGUUUACGACAUGCUAUGAUACCAACGCUACGCCUGGAGAGCCCAGUGUUCGUGGCCUUCUCAGGCAAAGACCUCACCAUCGGCAGCGAGCUGAUCACACCAGUCAACCAGACUAAAGAUCACCUGAGGUGCUUCUGCCCUUCCGGCCGGAAGAUAUACUUCACGGUCAUCGACUCGAUAACCGGGACACACGUGCCUUACAAACUGCAGCUGAAGCUGAAGAACCUGAACAUCUCGGGAGAAUAUCACUGCACGUAUAAAACCGCCAGGGCGUCCUGGUUCCUGCGAGUGAGAGAUGAAGGCUACAGGAAGAUGGUGAAGUUGGACACCGAGUUGAUCCCGGUGAGCGUGCUCAUCGGCGUGCUGCUGCUCUUCAGCGUGCUCGGCUCGGCGUAUGUCUUCAGAGGACAUUGGAAAGAGAAGAUUACAGAGAGUGGCAGAAAACAGCAUAACAGAGAAGAAGAGAAAGACAAGGCCAAAGAGGUGGAGGAGGACAAGAUGGACAUGAGGGCAGCUCAGUCUACUUCUUUCUAUGCGAGUCUAGAACCUCGGCCCAGGUCCAUUUAUGACGUGCUGGACCCGUCUGCUGCCAAAGCAGAACCGGAUCGAGAAAAAAACGGUUGCAAGACAAAGAAACCCCUCAAACCGGCGCCGCCCACUGCAGAACACCCGGAUGACGGCACAUUGGAGUGUGUUUACGAGAACUUUUGAGUUUGGAUGAAACUUGCUUUCACCUUUCAAUCUUCUCCAAAACUGGGAGAAACACUUAUUAUUAUUAUUAUUAUUAUUAUUAUUAUUAUUAUUAUUAUUAUUAUUAUUAUUAUUAUUAUUAUUAUUAUUAUUAUUAUUAUUAUUAUUAUUAUUAUUAUUAUUAUUUUAACAUACAAAAGUAUUCAUAGUGAAAUGUUCUUCAAGAGCACCACCCCAUUACUGAAUAAUUGACGUGCCAUUUUAAUAUUUAUAUCGCUUAUUCAUUCUGUUCAUUGAUACGUUAAUUAACUAGUUUUCUGCAGUAGAACCAGCAAACAAAGUCCAAUGAAAAAGAAAAAGGUUAUAUAUUUCAAGAAAUAAAAACAUCAUUUAGCCCUGAACAGAUCUAAAAGUUAGCUAAAUAAAACUUCAGAUGAUCAAUAAUGUGUUAUAUUACAUUGUGUCACUGUGAAUUUGAUAAAAACUAAGCCAAAAUGCAGAAAACUGUAGGUGAAAGACUUUUAUGUGGAUUUAUGUCUUGUUUAUGGACUCUUUUUGUUUCAAAGUUCAGUGUUUAAAUUAUUUAAAUCUUUCCUUAAUGGUUUUCUCUUCAGUCGUGUUUUCUUUGAUUGUUCCACCCGUGUCUUGUUAUAUUCAUACGUCUCCUCCUCCCCUUGUUAGUCCGUUUGGUCCAUUUCCUGGUCUGUUUCCUAGACUUCAACCCCCCGUUCUGGUUUUGUGGUCUGUCUGCUUGGACGUUUGUUAUUAUGUUUAUUAUACAGCACUUUUUUUUCCCUUUCUCUUUUAAUCGAUGUUGAGUGCCCUGAAAGGUGCCUUAAAUAAAUCAAAUGUAUUAUUAUUAUUAUCAUUAUUAUUAUUAUUUUAUUUUUUAUUUUUUAUUAUUGUUGUUGUUGUUGUUAUGUUUAUUAAUGUGUUUAUUAUUUGCUUAAAGUACUUUUGGAUUCCUUCACUCUGUAAUAUAUAUUACAGAGUGAAUACUGUAGAAUACUGUAAUAUUAUUUUUAUUGCUAAAAUAUAAUUUUUAUUAAAAAAAAAAUUUUAAUUUAAUAAUAAUAAUAUAUGAUAAUUAUUAUUUAAAAAUAUAAUAUAUUAUAAUUAUUAUUUUAAAAUAUCUGCUGUAAAAUAUCUGCUUCACUGUAAAAUGUAAGUGUGACCUGCUGACUGGAUACUGAGUGCUUCCUUUUGCUACCACAGUAGUUGUUUAAAACGACUGUGAAGUAGUUGAGUAAUGUAAAAUGUAUAGAGGAAAUACUUUUUUUAAAG